AUGGCGCGUGCCAAUCGCGCAUCGCCGCCUCCUUCCGCCAUCCUGCGCUCGUCGUCGCGCCGCGUGCGCCUGAUAUUGCUCGUCGCCCUCCUCGCCUCCUCCGCAGCUUCCGCGUCGCAUCCAUCCGACGGCAGCGAUGCAAAUGACGCCUCGCGCUCGAGCAUUGCCGCCGCCGCCGCAGCAGCAGCCGCCGCGGAUGGCAGCAUGGCGGACGCGGGAAUGGGAUUAGGGAUAGCGGAUGUGUUUGUGUCUACUGAUGAUCUCCCGGCGGCGAAUGCGGCGACAGAUGCGGCGACCAAUGCGGCGACUGACGCGGCGGGGCAGGCGAAGUUUGAUCCGGAACUGGCGGGAGUCGAGGAGGAGGAGCGAUUGGUGGACGAGCUGCUGACGUGGCUGGAGGAGAGAGGCGUGACUGGGAUCCGAGGGGAGGAGGCUGCUGUGGAGGUGAGGCGAUGGGGGCUGUGUGGGCUGGGAAGAGGUGGUGCAGUGAGGUACUGGAGAGGGGCGUGUGCUCAUUCCACCUCUGCUGCUUGCAAGCGUGCCGAUUUCCUGCCACACCCUCUUCGCGCCUUCCACUCGCCACAACUCAUGAACAUUUCUGCUCUCUUCUCCCCUGCCGCCCUUACCCUUGCCGGCCUUGCUGCACGCGUGCAGGUAUUUAUAGACGCCAACACUACUCUCAAGGCGUCCGGCAGGUCAAGGGCGAAUCUGGGCAUGGUGGCGCGGCGUCCCAUCGCGGAGGGCGAGGUGUUUCUGUCGCUGCCUCGCUCGCUCGCCAUCUCGGCCCUUCAAGCGCAGGAGGAGGCAAAGCCGUACGAGGGGGAGGUGCAUCCAUUCACGGCGCUGGCGGCGUGGGUGCUGAGGGAGCGGGGCAAGGGGCGCGCGUCCCUGUGGGCGCCGUUCGUGCGCCUGCUGCCCGCCCACCUGCCCUUCCCCCACCUCUUCCGCGAUGAGCUGGUGCCCGAGCUGCAGUAUGACGUCAUGCUGGCUGAGGUCACGGAGCACAAGAAGGCGCUCCUGCAAGAGUACAACAAGUGCCGCCCAGAGGCCAUCGCCAACGCCACCCAGGAGGAAUUCUUCUGGGCGGCAGGGAUCGUCACUUCCCGCAUGUUUGCGUUGAGGCCUGCUGAAGCAGCAGAGCGAGAGGACAAGGGGAAGGAGGGGGAGGGGCAGGGCGAGGAGGAGCGGCAGGAGGCGGACAUAUCGCUGGUGCCGUAUGGGGACCUCUUUGACACUGAUGACGUACCCAUCGCCAUCUGGCAGGACACGGGCAGCAGCAUAGAGUUCACAGCGUUAACGGACAUACCAGCGGGGCAGCACGUGGCGGUGCACUACGGGGAGCUGAGCAACGACGAGGCGCUGGUGAUGCGCGGCAUGGUGCUGGGCGGCAACUACCGCGACCACGUGCACCUCUUCUCCUCGCCGCAGGACGCCCUUCGCUUCCACGUCGACAAGUUCCUGCGCGGCUAUGGCCACACGCUGGAGCGGACGCCCCUGCAGGGCACGUUUGAGCGCGUGGAGGCAGAGCUGCAGAAGCAGGCGGCAGCACCGCAGUACGAGGGUGUGGCGCAGCGCUAUGAGUACCGCAUGGCACCCGGCAGCCCCCUGUCCGCGUGGUUCGGCGGGCGGUUUGACCCGCGCCUGCUGGGCAUCUUCACUGCGCUGCACGCCCUCGUCGUCAACAACCGCAGUGCGUGCUCUCCCUGCCUUCCAUUCCCUCCAUGCCCCUCCCUGCCCUCCAUGCCCCUCCCUGCCCUCCCUGCCUUCUCUGCCCUCCAUGCCCCUCCCUGCCCUCCAUGCCCUCUCUCCCUCUCUUCUGCCUGCUGGGCAUCUUCACGGCGCUGCAUGGCCUUUCAGGUGAACCGCAAUCAACUUUCAAAACAACAUUCUGUUCUAUCAUUUCUCUGUCCCUCCUCCCACUUUUCCUGUUCCAUGGGAGCAGAGCCGGAUCUGAGCCAGGUGGCACAGGUGUCGCUGCUGUACGGGUGGAUGAAGGACCCCAAGACCACCUGCGAUGACCUGGCGCGCCUCGUGGACGAUGACGUGUCGGACGCGGUGCCGCCAGCUGGCAACGUGCUGGUGGAGCGAGGGCAGCAGCUGCUCAAGGAGUUCCCCACCACCCUGGGGGAGGACCUGCACCUGUGGCGCCAGGUCAAUGUGUGCAAGGCGCGGGUGCUGUUCGGUGCGGUGGAGGGCGGUGAGCGGGGUGAUACGGGUGAUGGGGAGGGUGCGGAUGCGGUGCAGUGCGGUGCGGAGUAUGUGAGGGAACUGGGCGAGUGGGAGGUGAUUCUUCGGUAUCGUAUGAUGAAGAAGUACAUUCUCAGGCACCUUGUGGGCCGCCUCCUGCACACCUGUGAAAACUAA
Closterium sp. NIES-65 is the source of this 2364-nucleotide messenger RNA. The record is from the annotation of a GenBank genome assembly. Lineage: Eukaryota; Viridiplantae; Streptophyta; Zygnematophyceae; Desmidiales; Closteriaceae.